This is a messenger RNA of Impatiens glandulifera, 3370 nucleotides long. RefSeq names its product structural maintenance of chromosomes protein 6B. The coding region runs from base 48 to 3224 and encodes 1058 amino acids. The transcript is spliced from 28 exons. Gene Ontology annotation, molecular function: ATP binding; single-stranded DNA binding; protein binding. Gene Ontology annotation, cellular component: nucleus; site of double-strand break; chromosome. The record is from RefSeq and is a predicted model, not a curated record. Lineage: Eukaryota; Viridiplantae; Streptophyta; Magnoliopsida; Ericales; Balsaminaceae. Gene Ontology annotation, biological process: chromosome organization; double-strand break repair via homologous recombination.
CUCCGUAUGCUUAUUCCUCAUCGAAAAAACCCUAGAGUGCUGUAGGGAUGAAGAAUGAGUCCGAUUUCGCUGCGAGCAACCGUGAUGAUUGCAGAUUCAGAUCUGGAAUCGUAUCUAGGAUUCGAUUAGAGAACUUCAUGUGUCACAGCAACUUGCAAAUCGAGCUUGGCGACCGCGUUAAUUUCGUCACUGGCCAAAAUGGAAGUGGUAAGAGUGCGAUACUGACGGCAUUGUGUGUUGCAUUCGGUUGUCGAGCUAAAGGCACUCAAAGAGCUGCUACUCUGAAGGAUUUUAUUAAGACUGGUUGCAGCUAUGCCAAUGUCGUGGUAGAGUUGAAAAAUCGAGGUGUAGAAGCUUUUAAACCUGAUAUAUAUGGGGAUGCUAUCUUAAUAGAACGUAGGAUUUUAGAAUCAGGUGGUUCCACUGUUCUAAAGAAUAGUCAAGGAAAAAAGGUGGCCACUCGUAGAGAAGAUCUUCUUGAGCUCAUAGAACAUUUCAAUAUUGAUGUUGAGAAUCCAUGUGUUAUUAUGAGUCAAGACAAGAGUAGGGAAUUUUUACAUUCAGGAAAUGACAAAGACAAAUUUAAGUUCUUUUUCAAGGCUACUCUUCUCCAUCAAGUGAGAGAUCUUCUGAAAAGUAUCAGGGAUCAGCUGGCUGAUGCUGAGAGAUUGGUGGACGAGCUAGAAUCUUCAAUUCGUCCCAUAGAGAAAGAACUCGAUGACUUGCAAACAAUGAUUAAAAAUGUGGAGCAAGUAGAAGAGAUAUCACACCAGGUGCAGCUGUUAAAGAAGAAACUUGCUUGGUCAUGGGUUUAUGAUGUUGACAGGGAACUUAAAGAGAAGCAUGCAGUAGUUGAACAGCUGAAAAGGCGUGCACCUAAGGUCCAAGCUCGCAUAGAAGGAUUGAUGGGUAAAAUAGAAGGGCUUAGAGAGCGACUGGGAAAAAAGAAAGCUCAAAGUGCAAGUAUGAUGGAAAAGACAUCAGAAUUGACAAGAAUGCGGAAUGAACUGCAGCAUCGCCUUUCUAUGGCUACCAAAGAGCGGCUUGAGCUGGAGCAAGAGCAUCAUCGCAAGAAAAGUUUCAUUCAGAAAAUGGUCAAUAGGAUGAAGUUGCUUGAACAACAAGUGCAUGCCAUAGAAGAGCAACAUAUUACAAAUACUCAGGCUGAAGCACAUGAGAUUGACACAAAAGUGAAGGAACUUCAGGAUGUACUUGAUUCCAGCCAUGUUACAAUCUCAAGGUUGAAGAAAGAAGAAGAGUACUUAGCUGAACAGUUAUCAUCAAAGACACGUGAAAUAGAAGACAUUGAUCGAGAGAUCAGUGACAAGAGAAAAAGACAUAAAGAGAUUCUUGAUCAGAUCCGUGAUCUUCAACUACACAAAACAAAUAAGGUGACUGCUUUUGGAGGACCAAAAGUUACUGCCCUUUUGCAGGCAAUUGAGCGUCAUCAUUACAAAUUCAAAAGUCCACCAAUUGGUCCUAUAGGUGCUCAUUUGUCUUUGAUACAGGGAGAAACAUGGGCUACUGCUGUUGAAAGUGCUCUAGGGAAGUUACUUAAUGCUUUUAUCGUUACUGAUCAUAAUGAUUCUCUUCUUUUGAGAAGUUGUGCAAGGGAAGCCUACUAUAACCAUCUUCAGAUUAUCAUAUACGACUUUUCCAGACCAAGGUUGUCGAUACCUAGUCACAUGCUUCCCCAAACGAAGCAUCCCACCACUCUUUCCAUUAUACAAGCGGACAGUCCCACAAUCCUGAAUGUUCUGGUGGAUAUUGGAAGUGCCGAACGACAAGUUCUUGUAAAGGACUAUGAGGUGGGUAAAGCAGUUACAUUUGAUCAGAAAAUCCCAAAUCUGAAGGAGGUCUAUACAUCUGAGGGACACAAAAUGUUCUCUCGUGGCAAAUCUCAAACAAUUCUUCCUCCAAAUAAAAAGGCUAGAGCUACACGUCUAUCUGGUUCAUUUGAAGUUCAAAUUAAUAAUCUAGAUAAGGAUGCAUCGCAUGUACAAGAGCAAGCUCAGCAAACUAUGGAGAGGAAAAGGAAACUAGAACUAGUGACUCAGGAUCUUAAAGUUGAACUGCAAGGUGCAAAGAGAAGGCGAAUGGGUGCAGAACGCGAAGCAACAUCAAAUAAACUAGAAUUGCAAGAUAUGCAGAAUUCAUAUGCUACUGAGUCCAGUACACAUGUUUCCUCUGCUGAUGAACUUCGCCAAGAAAUCACAAAACUCCAAGAGGAUAUCCAAGGAAAGGAAGUGGCAUUAGAAGAAGUCCAAGUGCAAACGGAAGUGGCAGAGACAAAGGCCAAUGAGCUUAGAACAUCCUUUGAAAAUUUAUGUGAAUCAGCAAAAGUGGAUAUGAGGGCAUGUGAUGAAGCAGCUAACGAGUUGUCGCUGAUUGAGAAGGAUUUACAUUCAGCAGAAAUUGAGAAGAGACAUUACGAAGAGCUAAAGUCCACUAAGGUUCUUCCUGAAAUAAAAACAGCGGAAGAAGAAUAUGUGGAGCUGGAAAAUAAACGAGUGGAGAGCCACAGAAAGGCUUCUAUUAUUUGUCCUGAAAGUGAAAUUGAAGCUUUAGAGGGUUGUGAUGGAAACAAUCCUGUCAAACUUAGUGCUCUUCUAACCAGGUUAAGUCAGAGACUUCAACAAGAGAGUGAAAGGUGUUCUGAAUCGAUUGAGGAUCUCAGGAUGUUGUAUGAGAAAAAAGAGCGAAAGAUAUUGAGGAAACAACAAACCUAUAAAGCAUUUCGAGAGAAACUGAAAGCUUGUCACAAUGCGCUAGAAUUGAGAUCAGACAAGUUUGAGCGGAACGCAUCAUUGCUAAAGCGCCAGCUGACUUGGAAAUUUAAUAGCCAUCUGGGAAAGAAAGGGAUCAGUGGACAUGUGAAGGUCAAUUAUGAGGAUCAAACCCUCUCGAUUGAGGUGAAGAUGCCCCAAGAUGCAUCAAAUAAUGGAGUUCGUGACACUAGAGGGCUUUCAGGUGGAGAACGUUCUUUCUCAACAUUAUGUUUUGCGUUAGCUCUUCAUGAAAUGACUGAAUCCCCAUUUCGAGCAAUGGAUGAAUUUGACGUGUUUAUGGAUGCAGUUAGUCGUAAGAUUAGUUUGGACACCCUUGUGGAAUUUGCUUUAGCCGAAGGUUCCCAGUGGAUAUUCAUCACCCCUCAUGAUAUAAGCAUGGUGAAACAUGACAUCAAUGUAAAGAAGCAGCAAAUGGAGGCACCUCGGAAUGAAUGAAUAAUGUUUGUACUUGUUUUUUUUUUGUUGCUUAACAUUUUGAAUAUUUUUUUGAAUCAUGAGCCUUGUCCUCUACAUAUUUUGGAUUAUCUCAACAUAUAUGAACUUGUUUUGAAUGUUAUAUAUUGAGUAGUAAAAGUUCUUGA